UUCACACUCCACCAUCAGAGACUAGGCCUGAAUCUGCAAAAAUCUCUGAAAUGGAGCCAAGAUCCCACACUAUGAGCGAGUCUUCCAAAAUCAACUAUGCUCACAAGAGUUUUGAGAAAUUAGGAGAAAUCAUUGAGCAGUAUGGGCUACAAGGAUGGGCAACUGAACAAAAAUGGGUAACAAGAGUCGGUCAAGUACAGUGGAGGAUGUGCAGGAAGCUGGAAAUUCUUAUGCACCUGAUCGAUGAAUAUGAGUAUGUACGCAAGAAGCGAAAAAAAUUGUUCGGGAAAUCUCCAGCUGGAGUCUAUAGGCUCCACAAGAGACUCAAGAUCCGUUGCUUGAUGAAGGAUUAUGUAUGCAUGAGGAAAUGGUUAGUAAUAGAAGACCUUGCUGCAAAGGCUUCGGAUUUGGUUGCAGUUAGAAACCGGAUUGAGGGUUGUAUGGACAAUCUCAAAUCAGUAAUGAGUCUGGCAUCCAAACUUCCAUUUUUUCUGGUUCGGGAUGUCUGUGAAUAUGUCACGGUUUAUGGAACCAGUUUGGUCUAUCCUUUGAGGGGCUGUGCUUGGAUUGAUCCCUCAUCCCGCCUGCUUCUUGCAGCGAAGAAUGAGCAGCCUAACUUCCCUUGUUUGGAGGAGCAGUUGAAUGUAGAUUGAUAUACCUGUUUUGUUGAUCUAGAAACUGAAUUGGACAUAGUAAAUACUUGAGUUGCGUGGCGUCUUCUAUGCAUCCCUAAGAAGGCGAUGGAGAUAUUACGAUAUACAUAAAAAUCAUAUGGUGUUGAACUGUUGAUGGGCGAAA
Molecule: messenger RNA, 798 nt
Organism: Mercurialis annua (annual mercury)
Lineage: Eukaryota; Viridiplantae; Streptophyta; Magnoliopsida; Malpighiales; Euphorbiaceae
Exons: 5
Coding region: 51-653 (200 amino acids)
Source: RefSeq, a predicted model, not a curated record